Molecule: messenger RNA, 3522 nt
Organism: Biomphalaria glabrata
Lineage: Eukaryota; Metazoa; Mollusca; Gastropoda; Planorbidae
Exons: 4
Coding region: 363-1046 (227 amino acids)
Source: RefSeq, a predicted model, not a curated record
CACGCGUGGAGUGGCAUUUGUGUAACUAGAUCUUAACAAGUGGAAGAAAAUGCGGGCAUACGACGGGCAGCAAAAAUGCCAACAAUAAUCGCGUACAAUAGAAUAGAUCAAGUUUAGGGGAAGCCAUGGAGUUCUAAGGGGGACCGUGGACUGGGUGUUUGUGUAGUUUAAUCAAAUAAAUAGGAAGGGUAAAAGUUCCCGAUCGUGUUGUUUUGAAGGUUUAGGUCUAUAUCUAACAUUCUAUGACAAUUCUAUGACAAUGGUAUUUUCGGAACAUUUUCAACAAUACAAUUAGUUCAUUUAAUUAGAUGUUGAUGAGGAUAAUUCCCCGCUGUUCAUUAUAAAGCAUUUCUCUGAGAUCAAUGGCACAACCAGACUUUAUGUACGCCAACACUGUGGACUUAGAUGAUACUGAAGCUGUCUCUAACGGUCAUCACAGUCGCCAGAGCUCUUACAGCAGUGGUCACUCACUUGGCAGCAACAAAGAGAACGGAUCCUUAGGCAAACAAGCAUCCAGGGCUGGUAGCGAACUCUCCUCAGACGCCAGUGACAGCCAGUUGAUAUUGAGAGAUGGUGGGGAACUUUUGGGAGAAAGCAGAACGGACCUGACCAGCGGCUUAUUCACAUAUGACAAUAGUGCAAUGCAUUCAGAAACUACAGACCAGUUCUUGCCCUUGCCUCAGAUACCAGGUCGACAACCUUCCAAAGCUAUGGCACCAGCAGGCUCAGCCAAGGCCAAAGCGGCCAAAAGUCCAUUUACAGCAGUUCCAACCAGUACAAUACCUACAGAAGAAAUCACCAUCCCUAAUGACGCCAACAUUUCCAACUUCACAGUUGACCAAGUGGCCAAUUUCUUGAGGUGCUUUAAAGUGGACGAGAGGAUUGUCUCCCAUUUGCACAACAAAGCUGUGGACGGGAAACGCUUUGCUAGAUUCAAGGACUCCGAGUUGGAAAGUCUAGGGAUGAAGAAUGCCGCCAUUGUGUUCUUCAGAGAUAAGAGUAACAUCAGUAAACACCAGAAGAAAAAGGGCCAGUUCAUGUUAUGACAGUCUAAUGUCCUUAUUCACGCAUUAUUCUGUUCCGAGGCUAUCCGAGGUGGGAUUUUUUUUAAAUUUAAGAUAAAAAUCAAAAUAUUAAAAUUAUUAAUUAAUUUUUCAAUUGUAUUUGAUAAUAAUUUACCAGGAGGUAGCUAAUUUAUAUCAUGAAUAAUACGGUACAGUACAUUGUGUUAUGACUUUUAGAAUAGAAAGUAAGUCCAUUUACUUGUAGAUGUAUAUUUUAAGAUAGAGGCAUGAAGUUUAAUCAUGGUCUGAGGAAGCCUCAUGGGUACUUACUCCAUUAUUCAGUGGGUUAUAUAGUCUGAAGAUUUCGAUCCAAGAGUCUAUAUUAUUGUUAAAGAUGGCUUAUUUAUGAAAGUUAUUUUGACUUUAUUGAAGCGUUUGAUUCGUGUGAGAGCACACUCACAUAAUUUGUGUCUAUAAUAUUUCAACUGAAAUCUAGAUCUAAUAAUUAAAGGGACGUUGGAAUAUCAGCCACAUGAUUUCAUGAUUUCCUGCUAAGUCAUAAAAAAAAAAAGAAAAUAUAUGAGUGUGAGGAAUUUAUAGCUUCUGUUUCAUGUACGGAUCGAACAUAUUGGAACUGUGUUGUAUUUAUAUUUUAAAUUCUGAAGAUGACAAGUUUUCUUGUGCGGAAAGAACGAAGUCACAUAAUCCUAAGAGGCCAUUUUGUUUUCAUAUUGAUGUAGAAAGCAUAUUCAAAUGUGCGAAUAUCAAUUGUUUAUUUUUCACCUCGACAACUCAAAGCUUAGUUUCUACAACAGAGAGCAAUGUAUUAAUACUUUACCAAGAAGGUUUCUAAUCAUCUGUGAAUCUGUUGGAUUUGCGCUUAUCAAACGUGUUUUUCUUUAAUACAUUUUGAUACUAAUUUAUUCAUAUUUUGUUUGAUUCAUUUACAUGUAUUUGUGAUAUACGAGUAUAAUACAUUUUAUUCACCUAUAAUAAAAAAAAAAUACCAUGCUCAGUAUACGCUAACUUUUAGCCUAUGUAAUUUUACUGUUUCAGCAAGCACACAUGUGUAUAAAUCGUUGCACGUUGAAAUGUAGCAACUCUCUUCUUCGGCAUUGGUACACAAUUACAUCUUUGGUCAUGUCUUGUUGAAACAUAGUGCAUAAUAUCACUGGCUCGGGGAGUUGACAAGGUGGGGGGGGGGGGGUACAUAACACAUAACUUGUCACAUCCACUUAAUAAUUGAAAGAUAUUGAUUAAUUUAAGUGAUCAAAAAAUCAAUGUAAUCUGUUUACCAAAUGACGAAUGCAUUCUUAUUCAGAUAGUUUUAAAGUACUAGUUUUAAGCUCUAUUGAGCCAGUUUACUAAGGUAAUAAUAUCUCUAUUAUUUUAUUUUGACAACUUUUAUAAUACAUCCUAUUAUUUGAAUGAUUAUAUGUAUACAUUGAACACAGAAGUGUGUAUGUUUCACGACAUAUAUUGUGAUUAUUUUAACACCUCCUUGUAAACCAAGAGAUGUAUUUACAUAAUGUUUUUUUUUUGUUUGUUGUUGAUGUAUACAACAUUGAUUGGACAUGUUUAAGUGUUUGGAAACUGAUUUUUUUUUCUAAUAUUUGAACAAAAUUUUGUUUGUCUUUUUAAUGUACAUUUUGGUGAGCACAUUAUUUUGUAUACUUGUUUUAUCCAUUGACAUUAAUCAAAAUAGUAUUGAUGUAUUGAACAGAGUGUGUCAAGAAAAUCAAUAAGUCAGUGUCGUAUUACCUUUUAUUUACCUGAACCUACAAGCUAAAGUCAUGAUUUUUGUUUUGUUUUGUCUUUAUGGAAAGGCCUGCAUUUUGUAUUCACCGUUGUGUGUGUGUGUGUGGGGGGGGGGGGGUUCGUAACAAGUCAGUGCUAGCGACUUCUAGACUUCUGCCUUGGUUCUUAGACUUUCAGACUUAAUGAAAUGCAGAGGCGUAGCUGGGGUGGGGACAAGGAGGGGGAGAAUUCGAAAAUCCCCCCAGGCCCCAUCUUGAGGGGGCCCCCAAAUGAGUGUUUUUUUACAUUAAAUAUUAAAUAAAUAUUACGCAAAAUGCAAGGGCCCCCAAAGAGGUCAAGCCCCCCGGGCCCCCAGAGGAUGGCUAAUCCCUAGCCACGCAACUGAUGAAAUGUUUGGAUACAAAAUUAUAUCUUGUUUUUCCUAAUCUGAAUUAUUCUUUUUUUUUUCACAAAUUUUGGUUGAGUUGGAGGUAAAGCUGACUGGGCCGGGGGGGGGGGGGGGGGGGGGGCAGAUACGUGUGUAGAUUCUAAAUGUGUCAUACACGCUUAAAUACUGGAACAUAGGCCAACUUUAGCACAUUGCCGUACAUCAUUACUUAUAUUAAUUACACAGUAAUGUAAUGUUCAGAUUGUUACAGGUUAACUUUACGUAUGAGUUAUGACGGUCAAAUUUUUGUUGUUGUUACUUCCAUAUCCUUAUGAAUUGUAUGCUCUGGUAUGAAACUCAAAUAGUGUAAUUAAAUGAAACUGUUCUAUGUUU